AUGUAUAUAUUAACUACUGAAAAAGCUAGCUCAUCGCCGAACUUUCCAGGGCUCACCAAGGCCAUAAAACGCAAGAGAUCCACAACAAUGAGCGCCAAUUGCGGGUCAUAUCGCACCCCCAAAUCACCAGAGCCGCUCGCCGAGCUGCCGCCAACCGUGCUCGAGGCAAAGGACUCGCUGCACAGCCGGACGUUCUACUCUGAAGUGCCACAGCAGAUCCGCGACAGCGGGUGCGCGGUAAUCCUCGGUGUCGACGAGGCGGGCCGCGGGCCUGUUCUGGGCCCCAUGGUCUACGGCAUCAGCUACUGCACGCGCGAGUACCAGGACGAGGUGCUGAAAAAGCGCUACGCGUUCGACGACUCGAAAAAACUGACGGACCCGGUGAGACGGGACCUGUUCCAGAGAAUGUACACGGGCGAGAUCGACCAGGUGGGGUACGCCACGACAUGCAUCAGCGCGUGCGACAUCUCGAGCGGGAUGCUGCGGUUCCCGCCCGAGAAGAACUACAACCUGAACGAGCAAGCGCACGACGUGACCAUUGCGCUGAUCCGCGGCGUGCUGGAGCGCGGCGUGGCCGUCGAGCACGUCUAUGUAGACACUGUGGGCCCGCCUGCGACGUACCAGCGCAAGCUGGAGGGCCUGUUCCCCAGCAUCAAGUUUACGGUCGCCAAAAAGGCCGAUUCUCUGUUCUGCGUCGUGAGCGUGGCCAGUGUCGUGGCCAAGGUGACGAGGGACGUGCUAAUAGAGCUGUUGCGCGCGCGCCCCGACGAGGUCCUGGGGUCCGGCUACCCGUCCGACGCAAAGACGACGGCGUGGCUGCGCUCGAACCGGACCGCGCUCUUCGGCUGGCCGCUGCAGACUGUGCGCUUCUCCUGGCAGACAUCCCAGACGCUGCUAGACAGAAACCCGGACGCCGUGCCCAUCGAGUGGGAGGACGACUACAUCGGUAAGGGCUCGCAGUCGAUGGCCGCGAUGUUUCAGCCCGCUGAGAAGGCUGUAACGCUGGACAACUGGUACAGUGUAGAGUGA
Molecule: messenger RNA, 1029 nt
Organism: Lachancea thermotolerans CBS 6340
Lineage: Eukaryota; Fungi; Ascomycota; Saccharomycetes; Saccharomycetales; Saccharomycetaceae
Gene: RNH201
Product: ribonuclease H2 catalytic subunit RNH201
Exons: 1
Coding region: 1-1029 (342 amino acids)
Biological process (GO): mismatch repair; DNA replication, removal of RNA primer
Cellular component (GO): ribonuclease H2 complex
Molecular function (GO): RNA-DNA hybrid ribonuclease activity; RNA binding
Source: RefSeq, a predicted model, not a curated record